Exserohilum turcica Et28A is the source of this 1834-nucleotide messenger RNA. RefSeq lists its product as uncharacterized. Lineage: Eukaryota; Fungi; Ascomycota; Dothideomycetes; Pleosporales; Pleosporaceae. Bases 1 to 1452 code for a protein of 483 amino acids. Gene Ontology annotation, cellular component: cytoplasm. The transcript is spliced from 2 exons. Gene Ontology annotation, molecular function: nucleic acid binding. Gene Ontology annotation, biological process: methylation. The record is from RefSeq and is a predicted model, not a curated record.
AUGCCUCAGUAUCUGGUCAGGCUUGCGCAAGCUCACGAGAGUUUCCGCAAAGUUGAGUUGCAGGCCUUGGCAGAUGUUGCGGGCGUAAAACUGCAGUUUGUCAAGUAUGAGGAAGAUUCUCCCUACUGCAUCGUCGAACUUCCCUCAGAUGCUGCGGCGCGGAAGCUUAUUGCUCGUAGCAUGCUUUCACAAGGCAUAUAUGAGCUGUGGGGCCAAGGAGAGGAGUACGGCACUCUCCACAAGUCGGUCCGCAGACUAACCGCCUCAAAAUGGGCUCAGUACGAAAGUGCAUCCUUCCGCUUUACCGUAGAAGGCUACCGCGGAGGCAGAUCAAGCGAUGAACAGCGCGAGAUUAUCGACAGCUUCUCUUACUUAGCCUUCAAGGGCCCGCCGCGAAUGCGCGAUCCUGACGUGGCCUUCCGCGUGUUUGAAGACUACGAGCUCGACGCCAAACAGCCAAAAUACCUGUACUUUGGUCGCUUUAUCGCCGACUCGUGUCGCAAUGAGGCCAAGAAGAAGUUUGACCUCAAGAAGAGACAUUACAUUAGCACAACAUCCAUGGACGCAGAGCUUACGCUAGUCACAGCCAACAUUGCACAUGUGGCGCCAGGCAAGCUAUUCUACGAUCCGUUCAUGGGCACAGGCGGAUUUCCGAUCGCGUGUGCUAAUUUUGGAGCCGUGGUGUUUGGAAGCGAUAUUGACGGCCGCACCAUUCGGGGUACGGGCGGAAGUGCCAGAAGAGGGCAGACGGGUAAAUACGACGUAGUCGGCAACUUUAAGCAAUACGGCUUCGAACCAAGAUAUCUGGGCGCCUUAAUUUCCGACCUCACCAAUACGCCACUGAGGAUGCUGCCGACUAGUAAUCAGCAAGGCAAAGGCUACCUAGACGGCAUCGUUUGUGAUCCGCCGUACGGCAUCCGCGAAGGCCUCAAGGUCCUUGGGUCACGACAAGAGCUUUUGGAAAACGAGCGGAAAUCACAUCAAGAUCAGUUCAAAGAACCGGGAUAUAUUCCACCAAAGCGGCCGUAUUCUUUUACUGCGCUGCUCGACGACAUACUUGCCUUUGCUGUUGCUACACUGGUCGAAGACGGGCGCAUCAGCAUGUGGAUGCCCACUGCCAAUGACGAAGACGUUGAGCUCAUCAUACCCUCGCAUCCAGGGCUCGAGCUGACGUCUGUAUGCGUGCAAGCCUUCAACAAAUGGUCGCGCCGACUCUUGACGUACCGGCGUCGGCGCGAGUCAGAGAUACCCGAGGGCGCCUUGGAGACUGUCAAGAGAGAAUAUGAAAAGGGCACAAGAGCUAGUGAGUUGAAUGAUUUCCGCCGAAAGUAUUUCCAGGGCUUCAAAGAGUUUGAGAGCAUGAAGAAGGAGUUUGUGAGGAUGAAGAUGGAGCCCAGGGUCGAGGCGGAGACGGCCGAUGCGAAGAUUGGGGAACAUGUCAGUGGUACCUGAGCAGUGUUCAAGCAUUGUUCACAGAGUCUUACGGCUGAGGUAGAGGCGUGCAUGUUGGGGUAAUAAGUUCUCCUGAAUAACGCCAGUUUCUCCACAAGCAGCGACCAGGACGCCCGUGCUGAUACCGAUUGGUGGAAACGCUUUGGUCGUCUUACUCUCCAGUGCAAUAUUCCUCGCGAUAAGCUUUUUGGCAGGAAAUAAGGAACGGUGACAGGUCAUCCAACGUCGUUUUUAAAGUUGGUCUAUUUUUGGAAAUCUGACCUGCCCAGUAUAAAGUCCUGAGGCAUCUCGGUGGUUAAUAAUGGACCACUUUGAUAGCAACCGAGACUUGUCAGCAUCCUGCUUCACACCACAAAUCAUUCAAUAUGUAUCUCAACUCAGC